This is a messenger RNA of Pieris macdunnoughi, 1257 nucleotides long. Lineage: Eukaryota; Metazoa; Arthropoda; Insecta; Lepidoptera; Pieridae. The record is from the annotation of a GenBank genome assembly.
AUGUUUUCACUUAAAGACACCAAGUCUCGCAAUAUUAACGUUAUUUUUACAUUGUUGCAGAGCGAAUCGAGCUACACCUCUUUAGAGGAGGGCUGCUUUAGCGGCGAACGCCACGCCGUACUCAGCUACGAGCAGGUGAGGAGGCUCAACGAUGUCAUGGACGAGGUGGUGCCAAUCCACGGCCGCGGCAACUUCCCCACGCUGCACGUGCGUCUGCGCGAACUUGUGGCUGGAGUCCGCGCCCGCCUCGAAGCCUCGCAAACUGAAGGUGGCGCCGGAGUUGCAGUGAGAGACGUCCGCCUCAACGGUGGAGCUGCGAGCCACGUCCUCACAGACCAGUCUCAGCCCUACUCGGAUAUCGACCUCAUCUUCACCGCGGAGCUUCCCACGGCCCGCCACUGUGAUCGAGUCAAGGCGGCCGUCUUGGGACAUCUGGCCACGCUUAUGCCUGCCGCCACUCCCCGCCGUCGGGCUUCUCCAGCCGGUCUGAAGGAAGCCUAUGUUUCCAAAAUGGUGCGAGUAAACUCCGAUGGUGACCGCUGGUCUUUGAUAUCCUUGGGAAUUUCCCGAGGUCACAAAUCCGUGGAACUGAAGUUUGUAGACACGAUGCGACGUCAGUUCGAGUUCUCUGUGGACUCCUUCCAAAUAGCGUUAGACUCCUUACUUGCCUUCCACGAGUGCGCUCAGCUGCCUAUCGGGGAGAACUUCUAUCCUACUGUCGUGGGAGAAUCGGUAUAUGGAGACUUCCACGAAGCCCUUUUGCAUCUGACGGAGAAAUUGAUCGCAACCCGACAGCCCGAAGAGAUCCGCGGAGGGGGACUGCUGAAAUACUGCGCUCUACUGGCAAAGGCUUACCGACCGGCGCGACCUGACAAGAUAAAGAUCCUCGAACGCUACAUGUGCUCAAGAUUCUUUAUAGACUUCCCUGAGUUGGGACAACAACGAGCCAAGCUCGAGGCAUAUCUCCGGAACCACUUCGUUGGCCUGGAAGAAGAGGCGCUAAAGCACAGGUACCUGACGCUGCUGCACGGCGUCGUACGCGAGUCGACGGUGUGCCUGAUGGGUCACGAGCGGCGGCAGACGCUGGCACUGAUCGAAGCACUGGCAUGUCGUGAGCUGUGUGCACGUGCCGUACUCAUGCCGCAAAUGGUAGUUCCGCAGUACUACGUGUGCGUGUGUGCGUGUGCAGCGUGUGCAGCCAGCGCGGCUUACGCGCCGUGCUGCGAAUGCUGCCGCCCGCAGUUGUGCCCCGCGUGA